This is a messenger RNA of Drosophila willistoni, 4745 nucleotides long. RefSeq lists its product as uncharacterized. The transcript has 8 exons. The record is from RefSeq and is a predicted model, not a curated record. Bases 757 to 3837 code for a protein of 1026 amino acids. Gene Ontology annotation, molecular function: 3'-5' exonuclease activity; nucleic acid binding. Gene Ontology annotation, biological process: nucleobase-containing compound metabolic process. Lineage: Eukaryota; Metazoa; Arthropoda; Insecta; Diptera; Drosophilidae.
AGCUCUACUUUUUACGACGCAGCCGUGUUUUGUUGUUGGUUUUCUCGCGGAUAUUUGUUUAAUAAAGUUAAUAUAAAUUCUAUUGACGCGUUAUCCAACUGUUGCUCGAGUUUGAAAUUGGAGCAACAAGUGGUUUAAACUUGGUUUCCUUUAACGUUUAUUGUGCCUUACAAGCAGCAAUCCCACGCACACACAAACACUAUUAGAGUUCUACCUGACUACCAAUAACAAUAAUAACAAGUACGAGAGAGCUACAUGUUGUUGAGUCUUUUUGAAAUUACGCCGAAAGCAGACAAAAAAUGCUAAACGAGUAAUUAAUGCAUAAUUCAAUUAAGAAAAUUUGCCUUACUUAAAUACAAAUACAACAACGUGUCGUGAGUGCACAGUGACUGUGAGACGAAGUGCGAACAGUGCGAGAGAAAAGGGGGAGAGAGCUAAAGAUCAAAAUCCCCAACGCGAGGAUCCGUAUCGCGUUUACAUACCAAUAUCAAUAUUUGUGUUUCAUUUAAUAAAUGUUAAUGCUAAUAAUAGAUUACAAGUGCACUUAACUAAAUACACCAAUAUUAACAUUUCGCCUAAAACAACGACAGAACGCUUAAUUGAAGAUAAGCAACGUGACGGUGACAGUGAGGCGUGUUUUGUCGGUUGUGGUUGUUGUUAUUGUACGUUUUGCGUUGACCGUUGAUUAAUAAUUUAGCAAACGAUAAUAGAAGAAGUGGAUAAAGAUAAAACAGUUGAACAACUGCAGCUCUCAUCAUGGAGUCCAUGGAAUAUGAAAUGGCACGCAAUAUGACAUUGCUAUUCUUUCUGGAACGUCUCCUGGAUAAAGGCGAGCCACGCACUGUCCACGAUUUGUCCUGCCAGUUUGGCAAUAAGGAAUUCACCAAGGAAAUGCGCCAAAUCGCCGGUGGCAGUCAGUCAGGUCUGAAGAAGUUUCUCGCCCAAUAUCCAUCGAUAUUUCUGGUCGACGGUGAUUAUGUCCAGGUGAACGCCUAUCAGCACACCAAUGCGGAUGAUGGCAGCUACGGGGGCAAACGAGACUAUAUACAAGAGGCUAAAGACUACUUUAAGAACAAGAUGCUGCAAUAUGGAGCUGCUGCCGAGGUGCCAGUAAGAAGCUUACUUGGCCAUCGCUCACAGGCAUCGCCCCAAGUGCGGCAUAUUUCGGGCCAGCACAUCAAGGAAUUCACUGACUUUUUGAUGAAGCACACCGACACUUUUAAGGUUGUCGAUGAUUAUGUUAUGCUGGUGGGCUGUGAGAACAUGACGGACUUACCUGCGCGUGAUCGCUUGCAUUUGCCUCAGUCGAAUAUCGACACUCGAGGCACUCAACAGAUGCUGGACUUCUUUGCCCAAUGCAUUGAGAUAAAGGGCCCAUUGUUGGUCGAUCAACUCUUCCAUUUGCUUACCAGCAAUUUUCCGCAAGAUCAAUGGCUGCGUAUGUUCAAGACGCCCGGGGAUCUUAGCUCGUUCCUGAAACUAUUUUCCGACUGUUUUCACAUACAAGCCAAUCUAGUCACUUUGCUGCAGAAGCCCAAGCUCAGUGACACCCACAUACAGCAGGCCCAAGCCCAGACUCGUGAGCAGUUCAAUGUCAUAAACAAUAAUAGCCAUCAGGCAAACUCCCGCCAAAGGUCCGAGAUUAGUUCGGUUCAACAGCGAUUGCAGAGUCCGGCUCUUCGCAGUAAUGGUCAUGUUAGUAGUAGCAAUAACAAUGUUGGCCAACAGCAAUAUAGCAAUACAGGCAACAGCAACAACAAUAACAACAACAACAACAACAACAAUAAUAAUAAUAAUAAUAACAACAGUGUAGACAGCAGCAACAUAGCGUCGCCCAACUUUAAGCUGAAUGCACCAGUGUCAAAUGUAUUAGUGAGCGGUCAAACUGGGCAACAGCAGCAGAGCUUUGGUCAAACAAAAUCAGAGCCGAAUUCUGGUUUUGACAGCUAUGUGCCCCUGUCGGAGCUAAAGCUGGAGAAUCUGUGUGAGAAUAACUAUCCCCCCAGUUCGAAUAUUUGUUAUGGUCCUAUUGGAGGGCCUAAUCCCAUAUCGAACAACGGAACGCAGCAGCAGCAUCAACAGAGUCAUCAGCAGCAACUGCAGUCGUCUACGCUGAGCCCAACGGAGCGUCUGAAUGCCAAUCAGACUCUAAAGCAACGCAUCAAUACUCUGGUCAUACGCACACUAGCCGAGAAUCUGGAAAAGGACAAACUAAGUUUGGCCAAUCAGCAAUCGGCUAACUCAGCUGCUUCCCCCGGUUCCCCUCAGUCAAGUCCCUUGCACAACAUCCUAGCGAAUUCGAACCCCAGUAAUGCCAAUCAGACUAAUGCCAAUCAGUCACCUAGUCACAGUUACUUUGUGGGCGACACGUGGAAGAUCAAAGUACUGCAAAACACUACAGUUAUAGCUAAUGUUAAGCAAUCAGUAUUCGUCACCGAUAUUUUGCUCAAAUAUGCAGCCAAAAACGAGAGCAUUGUGAUUUCGCUAGACUGCGAAGGAAUCAAUCUUGGCCUUAAGGGCGAAAUCACUCUUAUCGAAAUUGGCACUGGCCGUGGUGAGGCCUUUCUCUUCGAUGUGCAAUCAUGUCCGGCUAUGGUUAGUGAUGGCGGUCUUAAGACACUUUUAGAACACGAACAAGUCAUAAAGGUCAUUCAUGAUUGCCGCAACGACGCUGCCAACUUGUAUCUUCAGUUUGGUAUCCUAUUACGUAACGUCUUUGACACGCAGGCGGCACAUGCCAUUCUACAAUAUCAGGAGAACGGCAAACAGGUCUAUAAGGCCAAAUACAUAUCUCUGAACUCGCUGUGCGAGCAAUACAAUGCGCCAUGCAAUCCUAUCAAGGAUCAGCUGAAGCAAAUCUAUCGUCGGGAUCAGAAGUUUUGGGCCAAGCGUCCGUUAACCCGCGAAAUGAUGCUUUAUGCGGCUGGAGAUGUUUUAGUUUUAAUCCAUGAUCAGCUAUUUGGCAAUUUGGCGAGACAGAUCAAACCGGAGAACAGGCAACUCUUAUCGGAAUUGUGCACGGAGCAAAUUUUAAUGCAAAUCAAACCCAAUGAGGUCAAAAUACGCAAGAAACAGCGCAAGGUCAGCACAGAGGUCUCCGAUCUCAAGCAGAAACUAGGGCAAUCCAGUAAAAGUAUUGUCCUCUCGAAUCGGGAGAUUCGGCUGUUGCGCUACAUGGACUUGACCGAGGAGGAAAAGGAGCGACUAAAAGGCUAUUAUAAAGUGGCAAAGAAACUUGAGAAGAUGGAGUCGGCCGGCAAUCCCAACAAGGAUCAAAGUGACUCCGAGGAUGAACAAGAGCAGAACGAAAAUGAUGCUUUUCCCAGCUUGGACUCAGUACCAUCUGAUAACUCGCUAUCGGGAACUUUUUCGCCCCGAUUUAGCUCAGAGCCGCCUAGUCUGACUGAGUCUAUGCAAAUGUUGGAGGAAAUUCUACAAAAUAAGUCUAUGGACCGCAUUGCACGCAUUGAUAAGCUGGAGGCAAUUCUAACCACAGCCACAUCGCUGCCGUGUGACCAAAUUGUGGCAUCUAAUUCAAUGCAAGAGCAACUGGGAUCGAGCAUUGCAACCACGGAGAAUUUGCAAAUCGUACGCGAGAAAACAAGAAACAAUAAGAACUGCAAUUGCCAUGGGGAGCGCAGUGUGACGCCCAUUCUGCGUCAUUUGGACAAGCGUGUGGUUAAGCUGGUAGAUACGGAAACUCAGACAUUAAGCACUGGCGAUGUUGUCAUUACGAAAAUCUUUUUCCAAGACGAGCACGAGCGAGCCAAAGAAACUGUACUGACCAACUCCGGAUCCAAUCCCAAUUCUCCGAAGAAAACUGUUUCCUCUACAUAAAUCCCAAUUCUCUUACACCCACAUUUUCUACUUCCUAUUUCAACUAUAUACCUUUUUUCAACUAUGAUUCCUAACGAGCAAAGCGCAGACAUAUUAUGUAUUAUCUUUAAUAACUAGUUACGUUUACCUUGAGACCUCCAAUCGAGUAAAUGGAGCGAAAAAAGACCCGAGUUAUCAACUCUAUUCUAUAUUCUAAACCUAUAACUAUGCAAUCAUUUUUAUACCCAAUUGAAAAGCAAUAUAUUUUGUGCCUAAAUGUUGAACAUUGCAAUAAAAACCAACAACACUACUAACUAUUAUUAUAUAACUUAUGAAUUGUUAACUAAUUUCUCUUUGAUUUAAAAUGAACGUAUGAAACUGAAUAUCAAUGAAUCGCACUUCUCAUAUUGAUUGAGAACUUUUGUGUUUGAAUUCCCUCGGAAAAAAUCUAUGCUGAAAAUAUGUAUACAAUCGUUAAAGUUUCGUAUAUAUUUAUAUAUAUAUUGAUAUCACGUCAUGCUUAACAUUAUCGUCUAUGUACCUAUAUGUCAAGCAAUUGUCGAGAUCAUCAUAGACCAAUCCUUUUUUUUAUGCAAUUCUGUGGAAGUUUAUUAAGCUUAAAUGCAACUUAUAUCUUUGUCGCCAUAUCAAGAAAGUAAACUACAUCUAUAUUUUAAUCAUAAACACAAACGAGAGACAACAAUAAUACACAUAAUAUAACAUUCUAUUUCGACUAAAUUUUAAUUUAACCAAACAAGUCGAACAAUAAUUCACAAAUUAUGUAAUCAAUGAUAAGAAAAUAAAAAUUAAAUUAUAACGAAAUCGAUUUGAAAUUGUACGAUUAAAAAACCAUUAUACAUAUGUUUACAUCUACAAAUUGUAUCUUCUAAUUAAAUAAAAAUUGUAUAUAAACACAUAUGUUAGCGAAA